AAAUAAAAUAAAAAUAGAAAGAAUUUGUGUUUUGUGUGAUCACAUUUAUAAUUGUGGAUAGGGUUUCUCGUUUUCUUUAUAUCUUCUCUCUCUCACCUUCUUUUUCUUUCUUCUUCAUCCAACAAAUUCUCAUUCCCUCUCUGUUUCUUCAAUAAUUUCUUCAAGAAUUUGAUCAUGGAGCUUGCUUUGAGCUUGGGCGACACUUCUAAGCCUUUCAAGUUUCUUGAAAAUAAUGCUAGUUCUUCUAAAUUACAGCCCAAGAAAGAUCUAGGGUUUUGCAUGGCCUUAGCUACUGGUUUUUCUUCUGAAUCUCAAGAUCAUGAUGAUGGCGACGAUGAGGAUGAUAUUAGUGAUCAGAGAAGAGCUUUGGUUAUUUCAGAUCGUCCUGUUCAGCUUGAUCUUCUACCGUUCUCCCCCGUUCAUCAACCAGCUCCUCGACAGAUUCGUUUUCCAUGGCUUUCGGAUAACAGUAUGUUGGUAUCUGAGCCGGGCUCAGCUGACGGAUUAGGCGGAAGAGCGUUUGAUGUGAACCGUUCAUCGGCGGAGGAAACAGAAGAAGGCGGAGCACUGUCGUCGCCGAACAGCGGUGCGUCGUCGUUUCAGAUGGAGUUUGGGAUUAUAAGAGGAAACAAAAGAGAUAGUGUUGAAGGCGAACGAGGCAGCGACGAUGAAGAAAACGGAUCGACUCGGAAGAAACUCAGACUCACUAAAGAACAAUCAGCUUUUCUUGAAGAAAGUUUCAAAGAACACAACACUCUCAAUCCUAAACAAAAGCUAGCAUUAGCCAAGCAAUUAAAUCUCCGUCCUCGCCAAGUUGAAGUAUGGUUUCAAAACAGAAGAGCAAGGACAAAAUUGAAGCAGACAGAAGUAGAUUGUGAGUAUUUAAAGAGAUGCUGCGAGACACUGACAGAAGAGAACAGAAGAUUACAAAAGGAAUUGCAAGAAUUAAGAGCUUUAAAAACUUCUCAACCUUUCUACAUGCAACUCCCUGCCACCACUCUCACCAUGUGUCCUUCCUGUGAGCGCGUCGCCACCACUACCACCACCGCCCCAGCCACCGCCACCGCCACUUCCUCCGCCUCCACCAAGAACAACGCCGCCACUAAUUCCGAUAAGCCUAAGUCCUACCCUUUUAGCAGCUCCUCCCAUGCUCGGGACUCGUUAUUAAAGGUGUAAUUAGUGAGAAAAAAAAAGUAUAGAAAAAGUAAUUAAAAGGCUGCUUUUCCUUCAUCCGUUUUUGUAAAUUUUUUUGAUUGGAGAAUUUAUUUUGUUGUUUAUUUUAAUUAUUUAUUAAUUAGGGUAAAAGAGAAUUUUAUGAGUGAUUGAUGUGUUCUUUUGACCGAUGAUGAUUAGGGAUGGUAGAAGAGAUUUUCUUAGAAAAAAAAUCUCAAUUUUUGUUUGCUACUACUACUAUUUCAUGUAAUUAUUUGAUUUUUAUAUUGAAUACGGUUUGGUGAAA
Molecule: messenger RNA, 1459 nt
Organism: Mercurialis annua (annual mercury)
Lineage: Eukaryota; Viridiplantae; Streptophyta; Magnoliopsida; Malpighiales; Euphorbiaceae
Product: homeobox-leucine zipper protein HOX11
Exons: 4
Coding region: 175-1176 (333 amino acids)
Biological process (GO): regulation of DNA-templated transcription
Molecular function (GO): DNA-binding transcription factor activity, RNA polymerase II-specific; sequence-specific DNA binding
Source: RefSeq, a predicted model, not a curated record